GAGCGUUUGUUUCCACACGAACACGUUAUCGCGUCUUGUCGUCGUUGCGUAGCGGAGAUGGCAGCGCUCCGAACGGCACUCAAUGGACGACUGGUCCAGGCCCUCCCCUUGUCCUUCGGCUCGACGCGGUCCGCCAGUUCCUUUAAGGCGUCGGACCUCGUCGUCGAACGCAACACGGCAUGCAAGCCCAAGCCCGACCCCGCCACCCUGGUGUUCGGCAAGCAGUUCUCCGACCACAUGUUGACCAUCAACUGGUCGGCGGCGGACGGCUGGGAGACGCCGCACAUCAAACCGUUCCAGAACCUGUCGCUGCACCCGGCCAGCUCCGCGCUGCACUACUCCAUCGAGCUGUUUGAAGGCAUGAAGGCGUUCCGCGGCGAGGACAACCACAUCCGCCUGUUCAGACCCAUGCUGAACAUGGAGAGGAUGCUUCGCAGCGCCGACAGGAGCAGCCUCCCUCUGUUCGAUAAAGAAGAACUGCUCAAGUGCAUCAAGAAGCUGGUGGAGGUGGACCAGGAGUGGGUCCCCUUCUCCCAGGACGCAAGCCUCUACAUCCGACCCACCUUCAUAGGGACUGAGCCGUCGCUCGGCGUGUCUCCUACGACUCAAGCGAUGAUCUUCGUGAUCGUCGGCCCGGUGGGGCCGUACUUCGCCACCGGGUCCUUCAACCCCAUUUCCCUGCUGGCGGACCCCUCGUUCGUCAGGGCUUGGAAAGGCGGCGUCGGCGCCUACAAGAUGGGAGGUAACUACGGUCCCACGAUAGCCGUGCAGAGCGAGGCGGUGAAGCGAGGCUGCCAGCAGGUCCUGUGGCUGUACGGAGAGCAGGAGGAGAUCACCGAGGUCGGCACCAUGAACCUCUUCAUCUACUGGACCAAUGAGAAAGGAGAGAAAGAGCUGUUCACGCCUCCUCUGGACGGCAUCAUCCUCCCGGGAGUCACCAGACAGUCUCUGCUGGACUUGGCCAGAACCUGGGGCGAGUUUAAGGUGACAGAGCGCACGAUGAGCAUGAAGGAGCUUCUGGGGGCUCUGGACGCCGGGAGGAUCCUGGAGGUGUUCGGGGCCGGGACGGCCUGCGUCGUGUGUCCCGUCGGCAGUCUCCUCUACAGAGAAGAGAGCUACCAGAUCCCCACCAUGCAGAACGGUCCGGACCUGGCAAAGCGGUUCCACAAGGAGCUCACCGACAUUCAGUACGGACGCACGGCGAGCGACUGGGCACCGCUGGUCGUUUAACGGCGAUAUUGCCCAUGCCAGUUGAAUCAACAGUUAGGCUCACGAUUCCAGUUUGGACGACCAGCAGCCCCCCCCCCCCCCUUCCCCCCUCCCCCCUCCCACACUCUAAAUCCACUAAUCCUCACAGGAUGCCUCUCCGUCUGUCUCCUCAUCCGACCUUUCCUUGUUUCCUUUUCUGCGUGGACGUCUCAUAGGACUCCGGUUGGUGGUUUGAAUGUAACGGCUUGCUUUUGGGAAGCAAUAAUAAUAAUAACAACAACAACAACCAUAUGCAAUGUUUUGCUCUGACGCAACCUUUAACCCCCGAGGUUUGUGUGUCGUUGGAAAGGUGAUGGCCAGAUGAUUAAAACAUAAAGAUGUGAUAUUUUGUAUAUUGCACACAUUCAAAAGUCAAUUGGGUCAAUUUGCACCAAAAAAAGAAUACACUCCACUCAUGUGUUUGACCUCAUACUCACUCCUUGUGAGGACAGUGCUUAUUUUAACCAUUCAUAAUAUUACAAAAUUUAUUUUUAGAAAUAUUUUGCACUAUUAAAGUAGCUAGCUAUAUAUAUAUAUAUAUAUAUAUAUAUAUAUAUAUAUAUAUAUAUAUAUAUAUAUAUAUAUAUAUUCUCCAUGUUUAGGACCGAAAUAUAUUCCACAAAAAGAUAAACGACGUAUAUUAACCUGCACUAUUUGCAACGAGCCGUUUUGUGUUUUCCUCUAAAAAAAAAAACUUUAACUGUUACUGUUACACGCUGGAAGUCUCUCCUGCACUGAUUUUGGGUGUGUGAUCACUAUGGAAACGAUGAAACGCAUAGUACUCUUAUUUUAGAGUGUUUUAAACUGUAUUUCUCGUCACCUUGAUGUAAGAUUAGAAUUGUCUUCCAAAGUCUUUAAGUUGUUGUUGUUUUUCUAGGCGUGACGAAUGCAUUUCUUUUCCUCCUCUUAUUCCUCUCUUCUAAGUGCCUGACCCCUCGGUCUGUCAGCCCGGCGUUCUCUGGAUCUUUUGCUGCUGUUCUUAUUAUUUUGUCCAGUGUGUGUGGCGUGCACAAAGCGUAGUGGUUUUUAAAAUGUGCUGUUACGUUAACUCGGCUGUAAUGUUUUUACAAUAAACGUGAUCGGACUUCA
This is a messenger RNA of Cyclopterus lumpus (lumpfish), 2337 nucleotides long. It is a transcript of the gene bcat2, whose product is annotated as branched chain amino-acid transaminase 2, mitochondrial. Gene Ontology annotation, cellular component: mitochondrion. NCBI's taxonomy places the organism in Eukaryota, Metazoa, Chordata, Actinopteri, Perciformes, Cyclopteridae. Gene Ontology annotation, molecular function: branched-chain-amino-acid:2-oxoglutarate transaminase activity. The record is from RefSeq and is a predicted model, not a curated record. Gene Ontology annotation, biological process: L-valine biosynthetic process; L-leucine biosynthetic process. Bases 58 to 1230 code for a protein of 390 amino acids. The transcript is spliced from 11 exons.